GACGCACUUCCGGUGGCCUCCCGGAAGUGGGGGCGUGAGGGCGAGCGGCCGGUCCUGGGAGGCGGCGGGAUCGCGUGGGGCCGAGAUUCCCGGGGAGACGAAGCGGACCGCCGCUCCGGGACCAUGGAUGGCGAAGAGAAGACCUACGGCGGGUGCGAGGGCCCGGACGCCAUGUACGUGAAGCUCAUCUCCUCCGACGGGCACGAGUUCAUCGUGAAGCGGGAGCACGCCCUGACUUCGGGGACCAUCAAGGCCAUGCUCAGCGGCCCCGGGCAGUUCGCCGAGAACGAGACCAACGAGGUGAAUUUCCGCGAGAUCCCGUCGCACGUCCUCUCCAAGGUCUGCAUGUACUUCACGUACAAGGUGCGCUACACCAACAGCUCCACGGAGAUCCCCGAGUUCCCCAUCGCCCCCGAAAUCGCCCUGGAGCUGCUGAUGGCCGCCAACUUCCUCGACUGUUAGGGAAAAUAAAUGAUCGCCCACCGUC
Molecule: messenger RNA, 487 nt
Organism: Tachyglossus aculeatus (Australian echidna)
Lineage: Eukaryota; Metazoa; Chordata; Mammalia; Monotremata; Tachyglossidae
Gene: ELOC
Product: elongin C
Exons: 4
Coding region: 124-462 (112 amino acids)
Biological process (GO): ubiquitin-dependent protein catabolic process
Cellular component (GO): elongin complex
Molecular function (GO): protein-macromolecule adaptor activity
Source: RefSeq, a predicted model, not a curated record